This is a messenger RNA of Erinaceus europaeus (western European hedgehog), 933 nucleotides long. RefSeq names its product von Willebrand factor C and EGF domains (gene VWCE). Gene Ontology annotation, cellular component: cytoplasm. Gene Ontology annotation, biological process: cellular response to virus. The record is from RefSeq and is a predicted model, not a curated record. Gene Ontology annotation, molecular function: calcium ion binding. NCBI's taxonomy places the organism in Eukaryota, Metazoa, Chordata, Mammalia, Eulipotyphla, Erinaceidae.
AUGGGGGCCGGGCUGCUCCUCGGGGCCGCCUGCGUCGUGCUCCUGCUGCCGGGGACCCUGGCCCGCAGCCUGGGGAGGAAGGCGCCCGGGCCCUUCUCGGCCGAGAGAUGUCGCCUGGGUCCCAACGUCUGUCUUUUGGGGUUUGGGAGCCACUGCUGCCCGGGCUGGAUGCCCUCCAUGGUGGGUGGGCAUGGCACCCUCCCCCUGUGCUCCUUCGGCUGCGGGAGUGGCGUCUGCAUUGCCCCCAACAUCUGUGCCUGCUGGGACGGAGAGCACUCGGCCUCGUGCCCAGAGGUACACAGGCCCUGCGAGUACGGCUGUGACCUUACCUGCAAUUAUGGAGGCUGUGAGGAGGUGGCCCGAGUUUGUCCCAUGGGCUUCUCCAUGACCGAGACAGCUGUGGGUGUUAUCUGUACUGACAUCAAUGAGUGCCUGAGUGCCUCCUGCGAGGGCCUCUGCGUGAACACGGAAGGUGGGUUCGUGUGCCAGUGUGGGCCGGGCAUGCAGCUGGCGGCUGACCGUCACAGCUGCCGAGACACUGACGAAUGUCUGGGGGCACCCUGCCAGCACAGGUGUAGAAACAGCCUGGGCAGCUACAGGUGUUCCUGCAGAAGUGGCUUUCAUCUCCAUGGCAACAGGCACUCCUGUGUAGAUGUAAAUGAGCGUCGGAGGCCACUGGAGAGGCGAGUCUGCCACCAUUCCUGCCAGAACACCGUGAGCAGCUUUUUGUGCACCUGCCGACCUGACCUCAGGCUUCAGGCUGACAGCGUGAAGGUGAACACCCCGCCCAGCUCUUCCCUGACCCCGCCCCCUGGUUCUUGCUCCUGUUCCUAUUGGUGCUUGCUAAGCCCUGGCCUCCAAACCCCGCCCCCAGCAGUGCUUUCUUGGCACCAGGCCCCGCUCUCUGAACUGGAUCCCAUCCCCUGGCACUAG